UUGUGUUGCGCCUUCGUCAAAGUCGAUACGAUGUUUGUGGGAAUUGUCAUUUUAGUGCUGAAUAUUUUCCGAAGUGUAUCAGCCGAUACAUGGCACAGACUUGAUGAUGCUCUUUAUUUAGUGGAUAACACCUCACGGUUAAAUUAUGAUGAGGCUCACGCUUACUGCUUAACACGCGGAGCGAAUCUCACUAGGAUCGACUCGGACAAAAUUCAGUCUUUUCUGACGACUUUCAUCAGUCCACCCCUCACGACAGAGCGAUUUUUUUGGAUUGGUUGCCAUGACAGAGAGGUCGAAGGUCAAUUCAAGUGGCUCGAUGGAACCCAAGUUCGAUAUGAUGGAUGGGCUCUAGACGAGCCGAACGAUGGAGGACCAGGAAGGACCCAAAACUGUGCUUGUCUGUGGUCAUCCCAGAAUCCAAACAGACAUGGAAGAUGGGAUGAUAACAGUUGUGGAGCUCUUCUACGCUUGAUUUGCCAGAAAGGAGUUUAUAAUUUCAUACUGACGAGUUCUCGAAGCAACCCGGGGUCGGCUUAUGUUUCUUGCGCUGUCGAUGUUGUCCUGGACGAUACAACACUGUCUCCCGUUGACGUCUGGGUGUCGGUCGGUAGAAAUCUUUUAUCUGCAAGAUCGAUUCCCUACUCGUCGACAAAUGUCAACGGUGGAUUACGUAACAACAGUUUCGUGAUAGACAACAUUGAGGAUGAUGAUCAGAUCUUCUGCCAUGUUGGUGAAUUGGCAAGGACAGAGAGAUCGUUCUCAAGAAUUGAUUUUAGCCCGAUUAAUUUUUACGCUUUGCCUGGGCUGACAUCUGGACCAACGGUGGAAGACAUCAGUUCAACCUUCGUCACUGUCUCCUGGAGUUCUUGGAUACCGUGUCUUGAUACCGGCGAAGGGCCAGUAGUCAGUUACUUGGUCUACCUACAGACGAUGGAUGGAGAAUGGGUAGAGGGUGGUGGAAUCGACUCGGAUGUGGGAGAGGGCGAUCUUCAACGAAGAAUGGAGUUUGUAUUGACUGGGUUGGAACCAGGAAAUGAGUACAAUAUCAGCGUGUCUGCCGCCAGAGAAGGCGUGGGUGGAGAGGGUUCGAAGAGUCCACUUGUGUCUGUUACGACGACUAGCAUUGAAAGCAGUGGUGGUUGUGGAGCCUUGGGGAAAAGCAAUCUGAUUUGGAUUCUCUUUGGGGUGUCAUUAGCGGGAAAUGUCCUUUUAUUGGUAGUCAUCGCGAUAAAAUGCAGGAGACAGAGGAAGCAGCAGCAGAAGAAGAGUCUACCAAAUGUACGUGGUGCUCUAUCAGAAUGUGAUCCAAAUGAUCAACAAUACGAAGUCUCCCUGGCCGUUGGAGACGGGAAUGACCACAUCUAUGAAGGUCUCAAGAGAACAGAAAGCAGCAUAAACAACGAAUCGUCUUACUUGAGCAUUGAUAAUACAGACAAAGUCGAAUAUGUAAAUACGAACAUUUAACAUCAAGGUGCUAACAUGAGAUGGAGUCUAUUCGACGUCCAGUACUUAUAUUUCAUUCUACGUAGAACACGAUGAAAAGACUUCCGAACAAAAUCAACCCAAGGCAAAUUCAGUAGCCUUGCCCAUCACCCAUUGAAGUGUGCGAUAAUAGAUAAGGACGUCUAACGUAAUCUAAACAUGAUUUAUUUUGGAUAUACAUCAGGUUAUUGAAAUUGCUGUUGAGUUGAUUUAUCGAAAGUCUUUGCGAUCGGAUUAAGGACAAGUCCAAGCUGUCCUAGAGGUGUUGUGGUCCAGUGGAUACAAAUCCGGACUGUGAAUCACAAGGUACAGAUUUCGAAUUAAUCUACAUUAAUAUACAUUUGACACACUCCACCUAGGUGAGAUAAAUAGGUAUACCUAGCAUGAAUUAAUUCCUUUAUGGCUCGAGUGCUUUAACUGCAGCCUUGCAUAAAGUGACUCGGUAACAUUGAUGAAGAUUGAUGAAAAAAGUGCGUAAUUUUUUUAUGAAAUAUUAUUUAUUUUAUUCUUUCCAUUAGGGGUAACGAAAUGUCUUGUUCGGUCUGUAGUCGGUCUGGUGUCGGUCUCCUUGGUGUGACUGAGGUAUUACAUCUAAGAUUUUAGUUUAUCUUAUCGUAGUAUAUUAAGCUAAUUGCCAAUAUAGCUUUGAUCAGACCAAAAAUGUGGUGACAUGACGUAUCUGAUUUAUGUUUAUAACUCCACAAUGCGUGGUAACCUAAGUGACACACCAUCACCCAAUAGCUUGUACUUGACUAUGAUAUGCUUAUAUUUUUUUUUUCUUCAAUUAUUUUACUCGGUGAAUAGCUACGAUGUAUUCAAGACUAUGUAUAUAUUUUAUUUUAAACCAGAUUUUUCGUAUUUUUGUCAUGCCGUGGCACAUCACGAUCUGUUUUCAUAACCACGUUCAAUGCAUCCAGUUUGAAACAGAGAAUCCGAAGGUGCACUAUGUUUUAAAGAAAGAUUUGCAGUUCAGUACUUGUGUCGAAGAUUUUACUUAGGUUAGGCUAUAAUUGUUUCCUAUAGACCCUUUCUAUAUUUUUUUUACAGUCUUGAAAUCUCGAAACAAAGGGAAAUAAAAUUUCUUCAUGAUUUUUUUUAAUGAAUGCGCUUGAUAAUAAUAUCAUGCAACAUGAUUAUUUAACUAGAUUCGCCAAAGGUGAUUUCAUGACCUUUUUCAAUCGUUUUUUUACUCUACGUUUGUUUUGACGGCUUAGAUUCCUUCGGAUGUCACUUUGUACGUCAUGUUUAUUUUCAUGUUUUAUCAAUUUUUUCUCUUGAUAUCAUACACGAUAUGCUGGAAGGUGUCGUUCAGUAUAAACUGCAAUUAGUACUUGAGCAUUUCAAUUUUGACAGGCAACCACCACUCUUGUCUCUGGAUGUCUUGAAUCAGAGAGUUGCCAGUCAUUGUAGGAACAUUGCGGACAACAAAAACAAACCAUUUUAUGUUAAACUACGAACAGCUAGUAAUAAUGUAGGUCAGAAGGUAAUGCAAGCUUGGUGCCUGAUAAGAAACCUCCCAUUCAUUAUUGGUCAUGAUAUCGAGGAAGGAAACGAGUAUUUGGAACUGUUACUGAAAUUGCAAGAUUGUAUGGACAUCAUUUUCUCUCAUUAGUUAACAGCAGGUCUAAUAGCUCAGCUGCGUAUUCUCAUUGAUGAUCAUCACUGGCACUUUCAAACAAUAUUUCCAGACAGACGGCUUCUGCCAAAGCAUCACUUCAUGGUGCAUUACCCUACUUGUUUGCAAGAGGUAGAACCCCUCUUUAACAUGUGUGGUGUAUGAGAUAUGAAGCAACACAUCACUAUUUUUGCCGUGUUGCAGAAUCUGUCCGUAAUAAUACAAAUAUAUGUAAAUCUCUUGCAAAAAGGCACCAAACCGCACAUACAUUCCACCUGAAAUUCAAUCAGCCUCUUGAAUCUCUUGAAGGAGGACGUGGUAGCUCCAUUCUUUUGUCAGAUAUUGAUAUUGGACACUUUAUGAAAGAGAAAAUCCUUGCAGUUGAACUCUUCACUGAAGUGAUUGAAGCAUAUUGGGUAAACGUUUGUGGAACACAUUAUCAACGAUCUCUAUUGGUCUGUCAUGUCAGCGAGUUACUCCUGUUUGGCCAAAUACAGCACAUUAUUGUGUAUGAUACCAAUGGGUUUUUUAACUUCAAUUGUGGGAUACAUUUUAUUACACAUCACAUUACCAUGCAUAUUCAGUCGUAAUGAAUUAUCUACCUAGCUAUAUUGUUACAAAUCAAAGGAUCUUGUCGAUUUUAAACAUCACGAUUUAAUGACAACCUUUUCGAAGACAGACAAUGGAAAGUAUGUGGCACCAAGAAAUGUUCUGUUCCAGUAAGUCUGAACCUUCCUUUUAUUGCUAUAGGUGAAACCAAGCCUUUUCUUUCAUGAAAAAUUAAAAGGAUAUAAUUUAUCACAAGCUUGUAUGAAAUCCGGCUAUCGGUGUUGUACAGCAAGAUAAUCUCUAUUGACAGAAAUACAGCAGUUCUGGAUUACACAUGAAACAGUUUCAUUUUGAUAAAUGUGAAUUUAAAUGUAUUGUUUUUCAGGGGAAGGAUUUGUGAUGACUGUGCAUGAAAACCAACAAUUUGGAGAUACACAGCUCGGUGAUUUUCUUUCCUUUCCUGGAACAAAGUACACUUGAGAAUUCCAAAAUGAUGUUGCCAUGGUUUUAUCAUUUGUUCUCUUGGAAAGUGGUGUUGACGUUCUCAAAUGUUUUGUCAGUUAUUGAUGUUUUUAUUAAAUGCCAUUGAUGCAUUUUUCAUGUGUUCAGAUAUGUGUUGGUAUGUAUAAAACGAAAAUAAUGCAAAUUUGUUAAAUGCCUGAAAGUAGUGUAUAUUUACUACAAUAUAAGAUAAGAAGACUUUUGUUUUUUCACCCCUCAUAGAAGGAGCUAUUUCUAGAUGACAGUUUAAUCCUUGUAGGUUGGCAGCCAGUGCUUAGCAAUAAUAAAUGUUAUGGUUUGCUAAAGUUUGGUCUUAUGUGAUGAACAUUUCUGGCACAUUGUUUUCACCCUCUUUUGAAUGAUGUAAAUGUUGUACAGACGUUAAUGUGUAGAGUUACAGGCAUUUUAUCAGCAGGUUAAUAUUUUACAAAUGCCAUGUAGGCUGAGUAAAUUUGCAUAAAUAAGAUGGAAUACUUCAGAAGGGGUUUAGAUGUGAAUUUAAAUGUAUUGUUUUCCUUGGGAAGGAUUUGUGAUGACUGUGCAUGAAAGCCAUCAAUUUGGAGAUGCACAGUUUGAUGUUUUUUUUUCCUCUCCUGGAAAAAAAUAAAUUUGAGAAUUCCAAAUAGA
Messenger RNA from Strongylocentrotus purpuratus (purple sea urchin), 4774 nucleotides. RefSeq lists its product as uncharacterized. Gene Ontology annotation, molecular function: protein binding. The transcript is spliced from 8 exons. The record is from RefSeq and is a predicted model, not a curated record. The coding region runs from base 31 to 1464 and encodes 477 amino acids. NCBI's taxonomy places the organism in Eukaryota, Metazoa, Echinodermata, Echinoidea, Camarodonta, Strongylocentrotidae.